UGGGUCACCAACUAGUAACAAACUUCAAGUUAGUAUGUCCCCAUCUUGGGUCAGUCCUGGCGUGGCCUACCUCACACGGGGCUUGCUUUCCGUCGUUGUUCCGGCCGCUUCUUCCGUCAUUAUCGUAGCACGCCUGGCCUCUCUAAAAGGCGUUCGAGUUUCUCCAUGGAUUAUAUCUGCGGUGGUUUUGGGUGCAACGCCUCUCGGGUUUGCGGCAUACAUUCUUGCGGAUGGGAGAUCGCAGAAACGAAAGGCCAAACGACUCGGUGCCAGACUUGUCCCUCGUGUCCAGGGCAAAUGGCCUGGAAAUCUCGACAAGGUAGUGAAUAUGGUUUUGAAGUCCGAGAAUGAAUACCUUGGACGACCUAUUGAGGACGAGAUCAAGCUUCUGGGACCGACUGUUAAUUUUCGGUUUUUUUGGGAGGACUCCAUCCUGACCACGGAACCGCAACACAUCAAGACCAUGCUCGCAACUGACUUCGAUAACUAUGCUAAAGGUGCCAAGUUCAGAGAAGCAGCUGACUCCGUCCUUGGAACGGGCGUAUUUAAUUCAGAUGGUGAAACAUGGAAGCUUCACCGAACCAUGACACGGCCUUUCUUCACCCAUGAUCGGAUAGGUCACUUUGAGAUCUUUGACCGUCAUGCGGAUCAUGCUAUUGCUUUGGCGAAGGAACGUUUCAGAGCGGGCUUGGCAAUCGACUUCCAAGAUCUCAUCUCAAGAUUCACGCUUGACUCUGCAUCAGAGUUCCUAUUUGGACACUGUAUUGAUUCACUUUCCGCUAGACUCCCCUACCCAAAUGACGCGACAGAAUCCGCAAAUGUUAUUCAAGGAGACAACCCCUCCGCCGCCUUCUCAGACGCUUUCUCUCAGGCUCAACAGAUAAUCAAUCGUCGUAUCUCCGUCGGGCACAUCUGGCCACUUUUUGAGAUUCUUGCUGACAGCACCGCGCAACACAUGAAAGUGGUAAACGCAUUUUUAGAUCCGAUCCUCAAAGACGCUCUGGAGAAGCAUAGCACGGCUGUAGACUUAGACAGAAAUGACAAUGACCAAACCCUUGUGGACCAUCUCGUAAACCUGACAUCGGGUGAGACCGCACGUUACUAUGGGAUUUCUGUUGUUGAAAUGUUCUUUUCAGACUUCAAGAUCAUCAAAGAUGAGACGUUAAAUAUAUUGCUGGCGGGAAGAGAUACUACAGCCUCAACAUUAACAUCGGCCAUUUAUUUGCUUACAAUGCAUCCAGCGUUCCUCGCUCGGCUCAGGGAGGAAAUCAUAUCGAAGGUUGGGCCAACUGGAAGGCCCACAUAUGAUAAUAUCAAAGAAAUGAAGUACCUCCGGGCCGUCCUCAAUGGUGCUUAUUCUCGUUUCCUACUUGAGCCACAAGCUUUUAGGGAAAACAUGCAUGACACGACAUGGACAUCCCCUGAACCUGGGAAGAAGCCACUGUUUAUCCCACAAGGGACCAUGCUCAGCUAUUCAGUUUUCCUUAUGCACCGAAGAACUGAUCUAUGGGGACCAGAUGCAUUGGAGUUCGAUCCGGAUAGAUGGCUCGACGAACGUGUGAAGAAAUACCUGAUUCCCAAUCCUUACAUUUUCCUGCCAUUUAACGCAGGACCAAGAAUCUGCUUAGGGCAACAAUUUGCCUACAACGAAAUGUCGUUCAUGCUCAUUCGUUUGCUGCAAAACUUCUCCGCGAUAACACUAGCCCCUGAGCCCGCGAUGCGCCCACCUGCGUGGUGGGCCGAGAGAGACGGUCGGCAGGCUAUCGAGCGAUUCAGGCCAAGAAACCACUUGACACUUUUUUCCAAGGCUAGUUCCACUCUGAUUUGAUUUACCGCCAUCUAACUAGGCUCUAACUUGUAGGGUGGUAUGUGGGUUAAGAUG
Messenger RNA from Suillus clintonianus, 1882 nucleotides. RefSeq names its product cytochrome P450. Gene Ontology annotation, molecular function: oxidoreductase activity, acting on paired donors, with incorporation or reduction of molecular oxygen; iron ion binding; heme binding. NCBI's taxonomy places the organism in Eukaryota, Fungi, Basidiomycota, Agaricomycetes, Boletales, Suillaceae. The record is from RefSeq and is a predicted model, not a curated record. The coding region runs from base 35 to 1828 and encodes 597 amino acids. The transcript has 12 exons.